Triplophysa rosa is the source of this 2030-nucleotide messenger RNA. It is a transcript of the gene dcst1, whose product is annotated as DC-STAMP domain containing 1. The record is from RefSeq and is a predicted model, not a curated record. Gene Ontology annotation, cellular component: membrane. NCBI's taxonomy places the organism in Eukaryota, Metazoa, Chordata, Actinopteri, Cypriniformes, Nemacheilidae. Bases 96 to 2030 code for a protein of 644 amino acids. The transcript has 16 exons.
GCUUUCUACGGAAAAGCUUUGGAAAUGGUUUGCUUGUUUCUUUCAAAACCAUCCUGAAUCGAGUGAGGAGAAAACAGUGAAGAAACGAACCAGCAAUGGCGCGUCUCGGAGAAAAUGGUGGAAGUAAAGCACCACACUCAACUUUGGAGCAGUUGAGUAAAUGUAUUCUGCCACCUGGAGUUCAUGGGUUCCUGUUCGGUCCCAUGUCAGACUUUCCUGUGAUCAGACGCGUCAUAGGCGCUGUGUUUGGAGCUCUGAGUGGGGUGGGAUUGUUCUUCGGACUCAUUCACAAUAUUGCCAUGACAACAGUACCACGCGUUGUUGUUGGAUAUGUGUUUGUGGGUCUAUGCAUUCUUGGAGGCAUAUUUUCCCCACAGUUUCGCUGCUCAGUCCUACUGAUGUUUCCUAGUAUGCUUGGCUCAAAAGGGCGCACGUUCCUCAUGAUUUUUGUCCUCCAUGGACUUUACCAAGGCCCCAUUGCAAAUAUCCAGCGUAAUGUGCAGGAUGUGGCCUUUUCUAUGGGCUGUAAUAUAGACCUGCAGAUAACACACAGCAAGGUCAUGUGGAGAAUGGUAACAGAGCCGUUUGUGGAGGUAGUGCAGGAGAUAGUAAAUGACAGUGAGGAAUUUCAGAAAGAGGCACAGAGUGUGAGCCGACAGUUCCAGAAAGUUCGGGAUGAGGUAAUGGGUCAGUACGGAUAUGAUGCUCUUGGUAACGGCUCUGUGCACACAGCUAACAGCACACAGGAGGAGUAUGUGGAGAAGACAAUGGCACGCUGUGACUAUGUGGUGCAACAGGGUAUAGGCCGCUGUCAUGACUGGUUCAGCGAUAAGUGGGAUGAGUGUAUGAAUACCAUUCAAGCUCCUCUUAUCAACCACUUCCUCUGUGUACCAAUGAAAUUCAAUUUUCUCUGUGAUGUCAUGAGAGUGAUGACACCUUGGUGCACAGAAAAGAUUCCAGUUGAGGGAAACUUUGGUCAGACCUUCGACAAACUCGAUUACUCCAUUAACCGACUUGCAGAACACUUCACCACAAAUGCCGUCUUUCAGAAAUUCGAGCAGCAGUCAGUUUUUGGAGUGAACAUCAUUCAGGAUUUCUCUAAAGAACUGAGUCGUGUGUUCGAGGAGAAAGCAGUCAUCGCCGAGCGAAUAGCUAAAGUCAUUAAUAUCCUCCUCUCCUUCACCUUCAUCACUGUGUUCACCUCAGCAUUUGGAUACGUUCGCCAGUUUAGCAGAGAUAUUUGCUUCGACAACGUUUAUAUUACAACCUAUUUCAGACAGAUUGAUGCCCGUAGAACGAGAGCGGGGAAAAGGCAUUUGCUGCCACUGAAGAAAGCAGAGCGGGAGAGUUUGAUCAACCCUUGGAGCCUCUCUAUUCACCCCAGCGAGCUCAUGCCUGUGAUUGUGGGAUUCCUGCAGGUUGUGUCUCUGGCUUUGUUUGUUUGUGGUCUGCUUGCCGUUGACGGAAUCCUUUACAACAUCUUUGACCUCAUCCGAAGACACACUUUCACCCAGUACUCAGUUACUAGUGUUCGUCAGGCAGAUAUUGUAAUCGGGGGAGAUUCAAUGUUAGCCAGACUGCUGCGGAAAACCAUUGGCGCCUUCAACACCUCCUCCAACCUUGAUGUACAAACCAGUAACUUGCACUGUUUGCCACAGCCACAUGCUUUAAACCAGUCAGACUACCUGUGGAUCUUCAUUCCCCUGUUACUGAUGGGCGUCAUGUGCUGUCUUCAGGUUUACACUAACCGUCUGCGGAGGGUCAUCGCUGCCUUUUACUGCCCCAAGGCGAGCGGACGGAUUGCGCACUAUAUGAUUCAGCUCACAGAAAGCGUGUUGUACAAGCUUAGUAGCCUACUACAUGAACGGAGCGUUUCAACCGACUCCGUAGAACGGGCGAAAUAUAGAGGCCAUUAUCUGCGCUGGAACAGAGCAGAGGUUUGCAGCAAGAUGUUGGUUCGCCUGACGGAACCCACACUGGGCCGAGAACCCGCUGUCAGAACGGACCGCAGCUCGGCAUUCAGCAGGUGA